CUAAACGUUAUUCCAAGUAGCUUUCCAAGAAAGUCACUUGCCCUUUUCCAAUUAAAUUUCCCAUGCAAUUAACUACAAUUGCUUUUCACGAUAUAUAAUUUAAUACCAGAAAAUGGUGAUAAUCUUGGGAAGUGUUAAUUUGACUAAUUUGAACAAAUCUCAUCUAUAAAUUCUCCCACCUUUCCGUCACAUUCAUUCGCACUACCAAACUAAAAUAUAUAAAUCUCGUCUUAAACCCAUACCAAACAAGCUCACAUAUUGUCAAGAGUUGAAACGUAAAAAUGGACAAGAAAGAUGUUAGCGCAAAAGCUAGUUCGGUAGCUCAGAGCAGCAGUACCCCAAGCAGUGGCACUGCUCCUGGUCCUGGGAAUAUGGUUGCGCCCGGUUCUGGUGGUUCUACUCAUAUCCCUAGAGAUGCUUUUGAGGCCAACUCUAAGGCUUACUUUGACAAUCUCCAUGCCAAAGUCAAGGCAAAUAAGUGAAUGUGUUUCUUCAAAAAAAAAAAAAACAAAACAUAAACACUUGUUUGUUUAUGCUCCUAUUAAGAAUCAUUAUCUUUAAAUAAACGAGAUUUAUCUCUUUUUUUUAUGAUUUAUCUUCGGCUUUUAUUUGCUUCUUUUUUACUUUUACAUGCGUUGAGUUACUUGAGUAUAGUGGUAUUAAGCAAACACUUGUCUCUCUUCCU
This is a messenger RNA of Arabidopsis lyrata subsp. lyrata, 685 nucleotides long. RefSeq lists its product as uncharacterized. The record is from RefSeq and is a predicted model, not a curated record. The coding region runs from base 282 to 482 and encodes 66 amino acids. NCBI's taxonomy places the organism in Eukaryota, Viridiplantae, Streptophyta, Magnoliopsida, Brassicales, Brassicaceae. The transcript has a single exon.